UGAAUACAUGAAGCAAAUGCGAGCAAUGUUAGACUCCCAUGAUCAGGAAAGCGAAAACGCUCGGCACCGCAUUAGCAUGUUGCUACUUGAAAGGGAUACUGCUAGAAAAAACUUCGACCGCGCAGUUAGAGACGUUGGAGAUAGUAACGCUGAACUUAGACGCGUGGGUGCGCAGCUGGAAGCCUCGGUAAUGCAAGAGCGGCGGUUAAACACGGAAAUCAUCGUCAAGGAGGAGCAAUUAAGACAAAGAGAGCAAGCCAUAGAGGACCUGGAAAGGCAAAUACAAACGCAACGGGAAAUAAUCGACGAUCAAACUCGCACCGAAGGAGAAAGAGAAGCAGCUCGGGCGCAAGUAGGGUCCCUAGAGGAACGAAUUGCGGAGUUGCAGGCGCAAAGGGAAGGCUUGGAAAGGGAGCUGGGGCUUACCACCAGACAAAAAAUACUAAGAGGCCUUUUGAAGUAUGGCGUGCCGCUGGCGUUCGCAGUUACCCUUGCGGGUGCUAUUGCUGGAAUUAUGAAUGCAAUUAACGGCGUGGCCUCAGGUGCAAAGGCGCUUGGAAAAAAGGUGGGAAAAGAAAUGGGGGAAAUGGGAAAAAAAUUAGGUAAUGGGCUAAUAGCCCUGGGAAAAACAAUGGCAGCCAGCAUUCCCGGGCUGCUUGGUAGCGUCUUAAGCCUAACACUGAAGGCGGGCGGUGAACUGUUGAAGUUCGUGGGGAAUAACAUUUGGAUAUUAGUCGUCGCUAUUGGGGUGGUAUUCCUGAAGAAGAUGAAGGUUUAAGCUUAUCCGAGCGCAUUACUUCCCCCACUUCCUCCUUAGGCGUCCUUGUUUGCGAACGGGGGGCGAAUAUGGUAUUCGCACCACCCUGGUAGCGCGGUAGUAAAGGCAGCACACUAAUGGUGCUAAUGGACUUAUGAUUCCAAAUUUCAUCUUUAGGAACAUCCACGGCAGAAUGAAUGGUGUUUAUUCCAACAAAGCCAAUGUACUUUUGCCCUGCAAUCGUGCGGGCGUCGCUUGGGCGCACUUGCAACUUUACGCGUUGACAAUUAACUAUCAUAUGAAAAGUUACCGACGUUAAGUUCUCUGCGCUCCUUGGCGUAGGCUCAAAUGAAAAGUGAGCCGAAUGCCUGCUGUUCAUUUUUUUCCUAUAAGGCGGUAGUGGGGUGUUGGUUUCGUCGACCAGCCUAAAGCCUAAAUUGCAGCUAUUCCAGCCGCUAAUGCUAACAGUGCACAUUACUAGACCUAAGCCGCCCACGUAAGCCUGCAGCUGGGUAUCUUGCCAUAAAUCCCCCCAAAAGCUAGCGUCU
Messenger RNA from Actinia tenebrosa (Australian red waratah sea anemone), 1305 nucleotides. RefSeq lists its product as uncharacterized. The record is from RefSeq and is a predicted model, not a curated record. NCBI's taxonomy places the organism in Eukaryota, Metazoa, Cnidaria, Anthozoa, Actiniaria, Actiniidae.